This is a messenger RNA of Bipolaris victoriae FI3, 1470 nucleotides long. RefSeq lists its product as hypothetical. The record is from RefSeq and is a predicted model, not a curated record. The transcript has 3 exons. Bases 1 to 1470 code for a protein of 489 amino acids. Gene Ontology annotation, biological process: cardiolipin biosynthetic process. Lineage: Eukaryota; Fungi; Ascomycota; Dothideomycetes; Pleosporales; Pleosporaceae. Gene Ontology annotation, cellular component: mitochondrion. Gene Ontology annotation, molecular function: CDP-diacylglycerol-glycerol-3-phosphate 3-phosphatidyltransferase activity.
AUGACGUCGCAGGUGCCGCAGAGCCAGGCGGCGAUGCUGGCAACGAUCACUUCGGAUUUGGAUAAGAUUGCUCCGAGGUUUGAAAUGCAGCCCGAGCAGAUUCAGAUUAUUCAGACGCCUGCUGAGUUUUAUCAAACGCUGAAGGACAAAAUCUCAAAAGCCCAACACAGAAUCUACCUCAGCACCCUCUACAUUGGAAAAACAGAACACGACCUCAUCAGCACCAUCCGCGCAGCCCUCACUAGAAACCCCAAUCUCCACGUCUCAUUCCUAACAGACGCCUUACGCGGGACACGAGAAACCCCAAACCCAUCCACAGCUUCGCUCCUCGCCCCUCUAAUCAGCGAAUUCGGCGCAGAGCGAGUCCAAAUACGCAUGUACCACACACCCAAUCUAACGGGUCUCCGUAAAAAAUACAUACCCAAACGCAUCAACGAAGGCUGGGGCCUCCAACACAUGAAACUCUACGGUAUCGACGACGAAAUCAUCAUGAGCGGCGCCAAUCUCAGCGAAGACUACUUCACUAACCGUCAGGACCGCUACCAUCUUUUCCGCUCUGCAGAAUUGACAUCGUACUUUGCCAAGAUCCACGACGGCGUGUCUGCACUGAGUUUCGACAUCCAGCCGUCUGACGCUCCGGGCGCAGGCGGAUACACAAUGGCAUGGCCUAGUAGCAACGCAGGUCCGAAUCCCCUCGAAAACCCUUCUUCGUACAGAAAAGCAGCGGAAAAACACCUAUCGCACCUGCUCACCCCUUCCAAUUCUCCCCCCUCCGCAUCUAAUCAGACAUCAAGUUCGAACUCAACAACAACAACAACAAUCCACCCCAUCCUCUCCCUCGUCCCCCUCCUCCCCUCCUCCACCGAACUCCCCGCCCUAACCUCCCUCCUCACCACCCUCUCCCACACCCCCAGCAUCUGGACCUUUACAGCUGGCUACUUCAACAUGACACCUUCCUUCCGCCGUCUCCUCCUCGCCACCCGCCCCUCACGCGGCACAGUGCUAACCGCACACCCCCACGCAAACGGCUUCUACGGCUCCAGCGGCGUAAGCGGCAUGUUACCAGCUGCGUAUACGCAUCUGGCAAAAAUGUUCCUGAGACAAGUAAGGUAUCAAGGCUUAAGCGAAAGUAUUGUCCUGAAAGAGUGGAGAAAAGGGAAAGUGGGGGAGGAGGGGGGGUGGACGUAUCACGCCAAGGGUAUUUGGAAUACCGACACCAACGACCCGUGUCUAACAGUCAUCGGCUCCUCAAACUACACCAAGCGCGCCUACGAACUCGAUCUCGAAGCCAACGUUGUUCUUUGUACGACUGAUCCUGGCUUGAGGCGGCGGUUGGGCGAGGAAGUCAGGUGGUUGGGCGAGCAUGCGACGAGGGUUGAUGAGAGGGAGUUUGAGAAAGAGGACAGGAAGGUGGGGAUGAAUGUGAAGUUGGCGAUGUGGGCGGUGCGGGUGCUUGGUGGGGCGUUGUAG